GCAGACGCUUGUUUCCAGGAAGUGACAUCAGCGGCCGCGGAGAUGGACGAUUUACUGGACCUGGGCGAGGAGAGACGUCGCAUCUCGGCCACCUCCGGGGCCAAGAUGGGCCGCAGAGCUCAACAGGAGUCAACACAGGCUGAGAGUCACUUGGGUAGCAAGAAUUCUUCAUUGACUCAUACUGGAGAGGCUCCCCCACCAAAACCACCUCGGCGGCAGGGAGGCUGGGCAGAUGACUCCGUGAAGGUGUCAAAAAUGGGGAAGAAGUUUUCUGAGGAGAUGGAAGACCGCCGUCUCAGACAGCACAGCCUGACUGGAUCAGACGAAGGAGAAGAUAUUCCCGUGAUCCCGGAUCUGGAAGAUGUGCAGGAGGAAGACUUCGUACUGCAGGUGGCGUCCCCUCCGAGCAUCCAGGUAAACAGGGUGAUGACCUACCGGGACUUGGACAAUGACCUCAUGAAGUACUCAGCCUUUCAGACUUUGGAUGGAGAAAUUGACCUGAAGCUCCUCACCAAAGUGCUGGCACCAGAGCAUGAAGUGCGAGAGGAUGAUGUAGGCUGGGACUGGGACCAUCUGUACACUGAGGUCUCAUCAGAGCUCCUCACGGAGUGGGACCUGCUGCGGGCAGAGAGGGAGGACCCUGUGGGACCAUCCAGGUACACCUGACCCAGGAGCAUCACUGUGCAUUUGAAUAAAUGCAAGAAGUCUAAAACCAAGGGAGCUUGUAAGCAACUUAGAAUUUUUAUACUGAAUAUUUUGUAAUAAAAUAUUUAUUUUCAGUAGACCGCAUUGGAUUGCUCCAAUUCAAUAAAUGGCUUUAUUCUGUGA
Messenger RNA from Phodopus roborovskii (desert hamster), 828 nucleotides. It is a transcript of the gene Ift43, whose product is annotated as intraflagellar transport 43. Gene Ontology annotation, biological process: intraciliary retrograde transport. The transcript has 9 exons. The coding region runs from base 43 to 666 and encodes 207 amino acids. Lineage: Eukaryota; Metazoa; Chordata; Mammalia; Rodentia; Cricetidae. The record is from RefSeq and is a predicted model, not a curated record. Gene Ontology annotation, cellular component: intraciliary transport particle A; cilium.